AUGCGAACGACUGAGCUUCCCGAGUCGGCGGAAAAUGAGCCGUUGGAGUGGCUCGAAACCCUCAUGUGCCGCACCCUGGGAGAAGCGUUUGCGCUCGCUCACGGGGAAAGUGACCAGGGCCGAGCGCACGCUCUGAGCACCGUUCACCAAACGAGUGUGUGGGAGAGUCUUGUACCCAUCGCUCUGAAACGCAUCACUGACGGUGCUCAGCGCGUUGCCGCCAACGCCGAAGCCAACACUGGACUCGCCACUAGCAGCGGCAGCGGCAGCAGCAGGACGCUGGCAGCACUCGAGGCACUCUCCACGCUCAAACGACGGCAGCGCCAGCAGCAUCAAGCACAGCACGCGCUGGAAAACGCGGUACAACGGCUAUAUCUGACGGACUCGUUUGCUAGUCUGGAGACACGGCUAGAGCAGCAAGUACGUGCGCUCUGCAGACGCCUCCGAGGACUGGACCUCUAUACCGAUGAGAACGGCGACGGAGUCGUGCUCACCCUAAGCAGUACCACCAUGCUCAUCGAUAUCGACGCGAGGACCGCUCACACACGUGUACGAUACGUCGACGAGCACGGCACCGAAGUAGACGACCCGUAUGCGGAGCGAGACAUUCGCGAAUGUCUGCUUCGUGGCGACAUGGACGGCCUUGCGAAUCGGUUGCAGGUUCUCCUGGACUUGGAAGAACUCGCUUCCGAACCGAGUCUCCGGGCGACAAUGCACCCACGCACUUGUCUGAUGACAUGGAAUGAUGCACUGGUUGCUAAAACGGCGGAUGCUGCAACGCUCUCGCUGAAGGCUUGCGCGCAGUGCAACGUACCGUUGGCCUCUGUGCGACGCACAGACGGUUUAUCGCUAAUCUUUGACGUGAAACCGUUGGCGCUUUUCGUUCCGGAAUGGCAGAAUGCGACGCUGGAGCAGGUGUCAUCCACGUCCGUGGUUCGCAAAGCGCACCUGCGCUUCGAGCCUGUCGUCGUUUCCGUCGAUGGUACCGUCACAACGUGUGUACGACCGGUGCUCCUGCUGGAAACGCCACUGCUGAUCACCACAUCGAUCUGGAGAAGGUGCCAUUGCCCUGCGGACGACGGUACACAGAGGGCAAGUGUUGCACCAGCGCCGUUGCAGACGUCGGGUUGCGGGGUACGGCGCGUAUCGCUCUGGCAACUCCUGCUACAACGAAACGAACACCACCGACUUGCUCGGCAGCAUGCAUCCGACGAGCAGAAUGGCCCACGAGCAGCAAGGCCUGAAGCCGUCGCUUUUGAGGCUGUGCCUCCUAGUCCAGCGCGAUUACCUGCUGCGUCUGGAGCGACACCCACAUCGCCACAUGGUGUGCAGUUCGCCUUCGAUGAGAGCGAACCCGCGCUUUGGAUCCAUCGCAUACCGCUUGCGGAGGUUGAUGACGUCCUGCGGAUAGCGCCGCUUCUACGCCAGCAAUGGGUUCUUCUGGAUUUAAUGGAGAGCCUUCUGCCGUCUUGUGUAGCGUCGAUAUCGGACAGGCUCAGGGAGGGAGCGCCCUGUCCAGCUUGGCCUAUGGGAUUGCCGGCGAGUGCAGCUACUGCAGCUGCUGCCCCUGCAGUGCGCUCAAUGGUAGACGAACGCUGGGCCGAUUCCGAGGCAUCCUCCGUUCAGACAAGGACGCACGAUAUCCCUUGGAAUGGUCGGUGGCGUGCGCGGCAAGAGCACCGGGAUGACCGUGCGGUUCUCAUCCUGGAUGCGGAGCGAUGCCCGAGUGCAGCCUCUUCGGUGUCGUUGUUCCAAGCGGCAUGCGAGGCUACCAGUCCAGGCGCUGAACAUGCGGAUGUUGGCGUGACGUCGCCCUCACCAGCACCGAGGCGGCUUGAGAUUGUUGUUUGCGCUGACGGAGGUCUGCGCGUAUUCCAGAACGGUGAAGAUGAUCCACGCUUAAGCAAACUGGUACAGACUUCGCGCAAUAUUCCGUUAUCGAUAGCCGUUGCCACCACAGGCGCUGCAAUUCGCGCGAAUCGGAUAGUUUCCUGA
Molecule: messenger RNA, 1995 nt
Organism: Cyanidioschyzon merolae strain 10D
Lineage: Eukaryota; Rhodophyta; Bangiophyceae; Cyanidiales; Cyanidiaceae
Exons: 1
Coding region: 1-1995 (664 amino acids)
Source: RefSeq, a predicted model, not a curated record